UCGGAGCGGAGGAGAGCGCGGCGCCUCUCUCUCCCCUCGUGACUGGCAGCGGCUGCUGCUGCUACUGCUGCUGUUGUUCGCGUUGGUGCCACGCGGAUCGCCGCGCCAGCUGUGACCGUCUCCUCCCCACAAGCCUCACAGCCCUUUUCUGCCUCGCGGUGCUGGGGGAGGGCAGGCAGCGCCCCACGCAAGGCCUCACGCUUCUAUGCUAUGGUGAGAGGCGCGAUGGCAGGCACGACACAGUGCUGAGGCGCCAUGGAGGCAGAGGAGGUGGUGGAGGUGGUGGAGGAAGUGGUGGGGAACCUAAGCCUGACCAGAGAUGAGGUGACGGGCAACCUCAGUCUGGGGGAGGGUAUGGGGCUGCGGGCCGUGGACGUGGUGCAGGCGUGGGUAACACCCGCCCUGGUGACAGUGGGCGUGACGGGCAAUGUGGCCAGCGUGCUGGUGCUCAGUUCGCCCAAGCUGCGGGCACUGAGCUCCUCGUGCUACCUAUCGGCGCUGGCCGCCUCGGACACGGGCUUCCUGGCGGCGCUACUGCUGUCGUGGCUGACGCUAGUGGGGCAUGACCUGUACGGGCGGCCCGGCUGGUGCCAAGGCAUCGUGUACGCCACCUACGUGACCACCUUCCUCAGCGUGUGGCUGGUGGUGGCCUUCACCGUGGAGAGGUUCGUGGCGGUGUGCUACCCGCUGCUGCGUCACGCGGUGUGCACCGUGCGCCGCGCUCGCAUGGUGGUGCUGUGUCUGGUGGUCACCGCCCUUGCACUCUACUCAUAUCUACUGGUGGUGGCGGCACCCGUGCCACACGAAGGCGCUGCGGGCGGCGUUCGGUGCCAAGUGCGCCCGGCCUACCUGGGCGUGGCGGGCGCCAUGAACCACCUGGACACGGUGCUGGCGCUGCUACUGCCGGUGCUCACCAUCGUCACGCUCAACGUGCAGAUCGCGCGUUGCGUGUGGCGCGUGGAGCGACUUCGCUCAUCUAUGACUCAGCAGGGCUGUGGUGACGGGCCGGACGCCGCCUUGGGGCCUGAGCCGCGGGCCAGACAGGGACAGGGGCCUGGCCCUCGCCGCGGCCAGCACAAGGUCACCAAGAUGCUGCUGGUCAUCUCAACAGUCUUCAUCUCCCUCAACCUGCCCUCCUACUGCAUGAGGGCCUAUGUCUUCUUCUGGUGUGGCAAGGACAACGCGUGUGACGACUCCCCUACGACCUACACCCUGCAGCAGACCUUCACCCUUCUCUUCUACACCAACUUCGCUGUCAACUUUCUCCUGUAUUGUGUAACGGGGCAGAACUUCAGGCGCGCCGUGGCUGCCUCCUGCUGUUCCUUCGUCACCGCCUCCACCAGCAGGGGCCGCCGUCGCCGCCGCCACAGCAGCCGCCACGACCCCCUCCGUCAGUAUAGCAACAGUACCAGUCAACGGAGGUCUUUCCACACUAUUGGGACCUCGCGCAAGAACUCAGGCGGCGUGAUCAUCAACCUCAAGCUAUGGGACCCACCACAGCCCGCCUCGCCCAUCCCGCCCAACACCGCUCACUCACUCAGAAGCCUGUCUACAAAGGAACCGCCCCCUGCCUCUAACGGACUGACAGGCGUGACGCAGCUGGAAGACGAAAAGGAGGACUAUUUCUAAGCUGGUCGUAAAUCAAACUACCGUAUUAUGAAAGCGACGCAUCUCCAACAUUUCCCAAAGGCUCCAGUUGACGUGACAAUGUUUUUUUUUUCAAGUGUGUUUUUAUGUUUUUUUGUGAGAGGUUAACUAGAUUUCUACAUGAUUGACUACAGAAACACUCUUUUAAGAAUCCCGGUGGCUUUUGAAAGUAGCCGUGUCGAGAGAGAGAGAGAGAGAGAGAGAGAGAGAGAGAGAGAGAGAGAGAGAGAGAGAGAGAGAGAGAGAGAGAGAGAAACGUCAUACAAUAGUGGUUAAUCUUCGUACGUACCACCACCACUGUUACCAAAAGAGUCUAAAUACUGUCUCUUGUUGUCGUCCUUCACAACAAACCGUACUUAAUGUUUGUAGAUCGAUGCGUAUCUUGAAUAAUGUUUGUAUAUACGUAGAGAGAGAGAGAGAGAGAGAGAGAGAGAGAGAGAGAGAGAGAGAGAGACGAUAGCCACAUGUUUAUACACACUGGGUGAAGCAGAUAAGCGAGAGAUAGACGACUUAGUAAACAUGGCGUGAUAAGGAAAUAAUUUAAGUGGUAAUAUUAAACACACCAUAAGUAGAAUUGAAAAAAAUAAAUAAAAAAAAUAAAUAAAGGUAAAUUUUGUAGGUAGAUAGAUACAUACAUACAUAUAGUAGAUAAGUAAAUACGUAGACCGCUACAUAGAUAGAUAAAUGAAAAAAAUGAAAUAGAAUAGAUAUUUACUUAGACAUAUAGAUAGAUAGAAAGAUAUAGACAGUUAGACAGCAGACAUACAGAUACAAAGAUAUAGAAAUAGACAGUUAGACAGUUAAAAUAUAUAAUACAGACAAAGAUAUAUAAACAAUCAGACAGUUAGACAGGCAGACAUAGAUGAUUCAGUAGAUAGCUCACUAGGUAGACAAAUAGAUAAAAACACAGAUAGAUAGAUAGAUAGUGGUGAUUAAAUAGACAGACGGGUCGAUAAAGUGAUUUGAGCAAACACAAUUACGAGCUGGCAGCGGGUGGGCAAAUACACACACACACACAUACAUACACACAUAAAAAAAAAAAAAAAAUACAUGAUUGCAAAAUGUGAAUGGAAUAAAUGACCACGCCAUUGAAAAUUAAUACAGAUUAUUGGUAUUCUGUCACGCUGUCAUGCGGUUGUGUUUUGUAUGUAUGUAUGUAUGUAUGUAUGUAUGAUUGUAAAUAUGUAUACGUAUAAUAAUGUUCUAUGUAUGUAUGUAUGAAUGUAUGCAUGUAUGUAUGUAUGAUUGCAAAUAUGUAUACAUAUAAUAAUGUUCCAUGUAUGUAUGUUUGUAUGUAUGUAUGUUUGUAUGUGUAGGUAUAUUUCUAUUUAAGUUUUACCUGUCCAUAUGUGUAGUGACGAUCAUGUACGUAUACCUAUGUAUGUAUGUAUGUAUGUAUGUAUAUGUAUGUGUGUAUGUAUUGUAUAUGUAUGUGUGUGUAUGUAUACAAACAUUUAUUAUCAUUACGUACAUACCGUUUUGAAUUAUAGAAGGUAAAAUGAAAAAAAAAAAAAGCAAUUAGAUGUCACACACACACACACACACACACACACACACACACACACACACACACACACACACACCAUCAAAGUGUUAACAAUUAAACAAUUACCGUCACAUUUUCUCUCAUUAAUUAAACGUGUUGGGCCAAACUA
Portunus trituberculatus (swimming crab) is the source of this 3302-nucleotide messenger RNA. It is a transcript of the gene CNMaR, whose product is annotated as growth hormone secretagogue receptor type 1-like. Lineage: Eukaryota; Metazoa; Arthropoda; Malacostraca; Decapoda; Portunidae. Gene Ontology annotation, biological process: G protein-coupled receptor signaling pathway. The record is from RefSeq and is a predicted model, not a curated record. Bases 256 to 1629 code for a protein of 457 amino acids. Gene Ontology annotation, cellular component: plasma membrane. Gene Ontology annotation, molecular function: G protein-coupled receptor activity. The transcript is spliced from 3 exons.